This is a messenger RNA of Penaeus chinensis, 5214 nucleotides long. RefSeq names its product sodium- and chloride-dependent glycine transporter 1-like. Bases 387 to 2282 code for a protein of 631 amino acids. Gene Ontology annotation, cellular component: membrane. The transcript is spliced from 15 exons. The record is from RefSeq and is a predicted model, not a curated record. Gene Ontology annotation, biological process: sodium ion transmembrane transport. Lineage: Eukaryota; Metazoa; Arthropoda; Malacostraca; Decapoda; Penaeidae.
AGAAACGUGGGUGCGAGCGGGAAGGCUCCAGUCAGUCAGGAUCCGGCGCGCACACAGGACGCACAGCCACACGCUCGCUGCACGACACUUGCACCGCUUCCUCACCGCCGCCGCAGAGAGGAAUAUCUUGUCGCAUUCUAAAAAGCUUCCAUUAAUCCAUUCCCCUUCCAUUUCUCAACUCCACUUAUCUGAGAAGCUGCUGGGGUAUUUGCACGAAACCUCAACGCGGUCCCGACACAAGAAAUCUUAAGUCUCCCGUCGACGCUGUGCCAGCCGCGCGGCCGCCGUGCCAGAGCGCGAAUUUUGCUGCCAACCGUAGCAUCAAUAGUUAAAAUAGCCGCACAGACAGCUACUAACACGGCGACUCUUACAACAAACUCGCAACAAUGGAGGAGAAGAAAUACAAUAUUAAUAUUGACAACAGAGAUCUGGAAGAUCAGGAGGAGUGCGAGGCCGUGGAGGUGAGCGACGCCGUUGGAAGACCCCGGCAGAAGUGGGGUCGCCAGAUCGAGUUCAUUCUCUCCUCGCUGAGUUAUGCCGUGGGUUUGGGCAACAUUUGGAGGUUCCCUUACCUUUGCUACAGGAAUGGUGGCGGUGCCUUCCUGAUUCCCUACGGUAUAAUGCUGAUGGUGUGCGGGAUGCCCCUCAUGUUCUUCGAGCUGUGUCUAGGGCAGUUCGGGCGAGAGGGUCCCAUUACAGUGUGGAAGAUCUGCCCGCUCUUCCAGGGUAUCGGUUAUGCAAUGUUCAUGAUCAGUUUCUACAUCGGGUGCUACUACAACGUCGUCCUUGCGUGGGCCAUCUACUACAUCUACUCUUCCUUCACGCACACGCUCCCUUGGACCAGCUGCAAUGACGAGUGGCGGACGGAGUUCUGCAAGGAAUUCAACUCCAGAAAUUGCACAUUAGCUGGCGGGUUGAUGAACGUGACAGGAAAUUGCGUCUUCCCAGAUAUGGUAACAGCUGAUGAGUGGAAUAACCUUAACAAGUCCCUGAGCUACCUUAAAAGUCCCGCUGAUGAGUUCUUCCACAACCACGUGUUAGACAUCACCGAUGGUCUUCACGACAUGGGGGGCUUCCAAGGCAAUAUCGUCAUCGCUCUUCUUGUGGCCUGGAUCAUCGUGUACUUCGUGCUUAUCAAAGGUGUUGAAACAUUUGGAAAGGCCGUCUACUUCACAGCAACCUUCCCUUACCUUAUCCUCAUUGUGCUUCUGGUGAGAGCAGCAACUCUUCCAGGAUAUAUGGAUGGUAUUAGAUUCUACCUGACACCAAACUGGGACAAGAUUCUGAGACCAUCAGUUUGGGGUGAUGCCGCGAUCCAGAUCUUCUUUAGUUUAUCUCCCUGCUGGGGCGGCCUGAUCACCCUUGCAUCAUACAACAGAUUCAACAAUAACUGUUACAGGGAUGCAUUUGUGGUAUCCAUUGGUAACUGCCUCACGAGCUUCUUCGCUGGUUUUGUGAUCUUCGGAAUCAUUGGCUUCAUGGCUCACGAACUAGGCGUGCCCGUAGAAAAGGUUGCUGUGCAGGGAGCGGGCCUGGCGUUCGUGGCUUACCCCGAGGCCGUGGCCCGCCUACCUCUGUCGCCGGUGUGGUCCAUCUUGUUCUUCGCCAUGUUGCUGACUCUGGGUCUUGGCACGCAGUUUACUAUCCUAACCACCAUCAUCACCACCAUUACUGAUGACUUCCCAGCCCUGCGCGGCAAGAACUUCAAGUGGGCCCUCCUGUGUUCCUGCCUCGUGAUGUUUGCUGUAGGGCUCUCCAUGGCCACUAAGGGAGGCAUGUAUGUUCUUCAAAUGAUGGAUUCGUACUCGUCCACCUUCUCUGCACUCAUGGUCGGGAUGGCUGAGGUGAUGGUUGUGACGUGGGUGUAUGGCGUAGACAACUUCCUCAAUGACAUCAAGACAAUGUUGGGGAAAUACCCAUACCCCAUGUUCUUCUGGAAGUAUGUUUGGAAGUUUGGAAUGCCCUUGGUUGUGCUGACAAUCUUGGUGUUUUCUUGGAUUGACUUCACCCCUGCAAAGUACGGUGAUUAUGAAUUCCCUCCCUGGGCCAAUGUGCUCGGGUGGUUUCUGUCCUUCUCCUCCGUGUCACUUAUUCCUGCCGUCGCUAUCUACAAGAUCCUGGGUGAAAAGGGCUCCUUUCUUGAGAGAAUAAAGAAGCUGUGCAAACCCCAGCCAACAUGGGCACCUCCAGCAGAUGUGACUAUAAGGCCAAAUGAUUCUUUUGGUGCCAAACCUCUCUUGAAGGUCACUUCUUUUGAUGAAGACACUGAAAACAAAAUAUAGAAAGCUGCUUCCAACAAGUUUGUUACUACUGCUUUACCUCCUUAGUCUCCAGUUCGGUUUAUUGUGCCAAGUAUCCAGUAUUUGUGGGACGUGACAGUUCUCCCUCUGCAAAGGGAGUGUCUGGAUCAAGCGAGGGGACACCAUUCCACAGCUUCUACCUUACCAGGCUGUGCUAGGUGUCCCCACAACAGGAUGUGUGGUACUGUUACUGAUGUUAGUUUCAUUAUGGGAAGAGUUAUUAAGGGCAUCUUUCCUCACUGACUAAGGAGAUCACCAAAGACUAGACAUAAACUAGUAUUUUGUAAGAGGUCUCUUGGUAUUAGCUUGGAUGUAGUUCUGUGUUGUGUGCUUGAUGCAGGAAAGCUACAAAUUAAUUUAGGUGAUUUCUGUGUUUUGUAUGUUACUGGUAACUGUUGUCUGUUACAAUAAAUGAUAUAAUGUAAAGUUCAGAACUUUCUUUUAUCAAAAAGAUAAUGACAAGGUGUAAAAUGUUUUCACUGUAGAUAACGUUUCAGUUAUUAUUAUAAAAUAGCAUUGAUGAGAAAUAGUUUAUAAAUAUCCAUAGUUCUCACCUCUUUUGAUUAUCUUGGUUAUGCAUUUUGUAACAACAGAGCCUAUGUUUUUUGAAGUGUAAAUCAUCAUACUUUUAUUCUCAGGAUUUUAAAAUGCUGUUAAUCACAUAAGUAAUAACAAAAUGCAUAUCUUUUACUUCAUAUUUUAUAGUUUCAGUAGAGUAGGGGAUUCAAUAAUGUGUAAACAAUAAUAUGUAAAUGUUCUGACCUCAUCAGAGACAAUAAUAGUGUCUUUAAAUUUUGUUAAAUCUUUAUUCAAUAACGGCUUAUGAUACUUAUGAAAUAUAUUGGUUACUGUUAUGCACUAUAAUGUCAUAAAUCCAUGAAUCUGGUCAAAACUACUUUUUUAAUCAUGGCACUAUCAAAAUAGUGACAAAUCAUCCUAUUAUUGAAACUUUACAGAUAUUACACACACACACACACACACACACACACACACACACACACACACACACACACACACACACACACACACACACACACACACACACACACACACACACACACACACACACACGCACAAGCAAAUUUUAUACAUAGAUAUACACAGGAUAUUAAAAUUCAAAAAUUGUGAUUAGCUGAUUGAAUAGUGUAACAUAUAAAUACAUGUUUAUCAUGUAAUUAAAUAAUCAUUUUUUUGUAUUUAUAUUACUGUCACAACCAGUUCUAGAAAGUCAUGAACAUGUAUCCAGAGUGUGCUUUAAAUGUACUAUUUAUAUGAUAUGAUAAUGAAAACUAGGAAGAAGCAGAAACUAAUUGAUGCGAGUGUAAAUAUGGUUGAGGAAAUACAUGAGUAUAUGCUCUUUUCAUAUCUGAUUACUGAUAUUUAGUUCUCAAAGAGUAGUAGUAUUUUUUUCUAUGAUGUUGCCACAAGAGUAUACAGUACAAUUGGUAUUUGUUUAUAUGUUAUUAUCUACCAUAUACCUGUGCACAAUAUCAAAGUAAUUUAAACCAGCUAUAUAGGUCACUGGCAAAUAUUAGGUUUUGUCUGGUGAGGAAAAUAGUUACUACUGAACCUGCAUUAUCAGAUUCUUAAAUUAUAUAGUAUGAAAUUAGAACACACUUCAUGUCUUUUGAACAUACAUUUUUUAUCAACAUUCAAUUUACUAAAUUCAUCUCGUAAAGAAACUUUAUUAGGGGACUUUUAAUUGUAAAGAAAUAAUAAUUAUGUUUACGUUGUAUCCCUUUAUAAAAAGGAUAUUGAAUUUUGUAUAUGUUUUAUGUUUAUGAAAGAAGAAGCUAUGAAUAUCUUUGAAGUUAAGUCAAUGAUGAUUAGAAAUGAGUUAUCAUUAUAAUGGAGCCAGUUCUAAUGCCGUUUUCACUAUCUUCAUAUCAUAUGAAAUGUUAUAGAUAUAAAGUUGUCAAAGGUACUGCCUAUUGUCAUACCUUUAUACCUUUACGUACAUUUAAAGCUGGACGUAUCAAUGAUGGUUAAUGCACACACUAUUAUGAAUGCAUGAGCUGUACAGAUUUCUCAUUACUACAUUUAUUUAAGCUAGUAAUAUUGAUAUAUAUUAGCUUUAUUGUAAUUUAUGUUCAUUAUAUACAUUGUAUUUCAGAAUACUGUUAUGUUAUUUGUUUGUGAUUUAAAUUGAUAAUCCAAGAUUACUUGUAUAUUGCUAUGUAUAUAGAGGCUAAGAUAUUUUCAAAACUAUGGAUGUAACUGACUUCAUUCUGCAUGAAGUUAUCUAUGUACAGAGUGGUAGGCCUAACCAGAUUUAAUUAAUUUGAAAGACUGAUGGAAACAGAGAGAUGCCUAUUUUUCUCAGAAAAAAACAACUUGAUUUCAUAAAUGUACAUUGUGUUUAUAUCUUCUUCCCAUAAAACCAUGACUGUGACAUAAUUCGUGAUAAGCAACCUCAUACUCUAAGGAUUUUAGUGGAUAAAGCUUUAGGUUCAUAUGAUAACAAGAGAAAGGAAUGAAUGUAGAUGAAAAAUAAUGUAGAGAGCUAAAUUCUGUAUAGGUGAGGAAAUGACAGAAACCAUUUUCUAUUUUGAUAUGUAUACACAUUGAGCACAGAAACAUAUACAGAGGUGCUGCUCCUAAAUAUAUGUCGUUUUAAAAGUAAAAAUAAAUAUAUAGGGAGAAGAUGAUGUAAGAUAUAUCACUAAUGUUUUGAACUUCAUGACAAGAAGUGAGUUACUAAUUUAUGUAAAGACAUAACAGUAGAGCUACUUUUCAUUAUAAAUUCGGAAUAAAUAUUUGGCUGCGGUAUGGAGUGAUUGUAGUUUUUUUUUUUUUUUUUUAUCAGAACAUCACAUUGUUAUGAUUCUAUGUACGGAAGACUUUGUAGUGAUUCAAGAUAUUUUUUUUAUAAAUAUAUAAUCCCUAAGUAAAUAAUAAAUGACCAUAAAACUUG